UCUCUCUCUCUCUCUCUCUCUCUCUGUUUGAGCUAAAAAAGAGAGUCCCCGCAUGGACAUUCAUCUUCCAAAAGCAUCCCGAAAGAACAAAAGCAUGUCAUUCUCCUUCUGCUGCUUCUAAAACCAUCUCAGAGUCCCGAAUAAAGGGAACAAGAAAAGGGAAAAAAGACUCUUCGGAGGUUUCUUACAAGUGAGAAAGACCCUGCAUUUCUUGUCUUCUAGAGUGUGUGUGUGUGUGUGAGAGAGAGAGAGAGAGAGAAAGAGAGAGAGGGAAGAUAAUACAGCAAUGGGUGGAGUCACUUCAUCCAUGGCCGCGAAAUUCGCCUUCUUCCCACCUAACCCACCUUCCUACCGGGUAAUUACGGACCAUGCCACCGGGCUCUUGCUCCUGGACCCCUUCCCCCACCGCGAGAACGUCGACGUCCUCCGUCUGCGGACGCGGCGGGGCGCUGAGAUCGCCGCCGUGUACGUGAGGUACCCCAUGGCCACCUCCACGCUCCUCUACUCGCACGGCAAUGCCACAGACAUCGGCCAGAUGUACGAGCUCUUCAUUGAUUUGAGCAUCAACCUCAAAGUUAAUCUCAUGGGGUACGACUAUUCUGGUUACGGGCAAUCGUCAGGAAAGCCAAGUGAGAACAAUACGUAUGCAGAUAUUGAAGCUGCAUACAAGUGUCUUGAAGAGAAUUACGGUGCUAAGCAGGAAGACAUCAUUCUUUAUGGCCAGUCAGUUGGAAGUGGGCCCACUGUGGAUCUCGCGGCUCGCUUACCUCGCCUAAGAGCUGUUGUUCUGCAUAGUCCAAUUCUAUCUGGGUUGAGGGUCAUGUACCCUGUAAAACGCACAUAUUGGUUCGACAUCUACAAGAACAUUGACAAAAUCCCGAUGGUGAAGUGUCCAGUGCUGGUUAUCCACGGAACAGCAGAUGAAGUAGUUGAUUUCUCUCACGGUAAGCAACUAUGGGAGCUGUGUCAGGAGAAAUACGAGCCCUUGUGGCUCAAAGGAGGAAAUCAUUGUAACUUAGAACUGCAUCCAGAAUACAUCAGACAUCUUAAGAAGUUCAUAUUAACAGUCGAGAAAUCACCUUGUCGAAGGAGUAGUUUAAGGAAAAGCAUAGACGGGGUGGAGCAUUCGAGGAGGAGCACAGAAUAUUUUGAUGCUCCGAGGAAGAGUACCGACCGGAGGGAGAAACCGAGGAAGAGUACAGACAAGCCCGAAAAGCUUAGAGUCCCAAACCACAAGUAUAGUAAUGUGGAGAGGCCAGAUAAGUUAAGAAUACCCAUUGACCAUGUGGAGAGAUCUCGGAGGAGCGUGGAGUUUUAUGAGAAACCCCGGAGGAGUAUCGACCAGCAGGUCGAAAAAGGGCGCAAGAGCGUUGACUGGUUGGACAGAAUACGUUCUGGGUACAAUAGAGGUCGAAACUGAUAACAUAGUUCUCGAUCCUUCUUGGCCAGAGAGAACAAUUUCAUAGCAGGGAGAUUGUUGAAACGUUCACAGUUUCAGACAAAGAAGUGUCAUCUCGCGCAAAAUCGACACGCCAUCUUUCGCACUUGUAAAUUGUGAUGGAUGCAGCUUCUCCCCCUGCUGAGCUGAUACAUGAUAUUUGCAUAAGAUGUUAAUCCUGAUCUUUCCAUGGAUGAGACAUCCCAACUAGUUAAAUCUAAUUGGCCACCAAAGGAAAAAGAAUCAGAAAACAACAAAAAAUUGUUUAACCCAAUAUUAUCUGGAAUCUCUUUGAACUGAAAUACCAUAGCUUUGAUUGAGGAAAGCAUUGAAGAGGGAACUUCAUCCUUUUCCCUUUCAGUUCUUGGAAAAGCUUAGCUGGUUAAAACCUGUACAGAGAAAGUAUUAUUAAAGUUCAGUUUCAUGUAGCUUUCAUACAAAA
Rhodamnia argentea is the source of this 1880-nucleotide messenger RNA. RefSeq names its product alpha/beta hydrolase domain-containing protein 17C-like. The transcript has 6 exons. Lineage: Eukaryota; Viridiplantae; Streptophyta; Magnoliopsida; Myrtales; Myrtaceae. The record is from RefSeq and is a predicted model, not a curated record. Bases 287 to 1420 code for a protein of 377 amino acids.